Phaethon lepturus (White-tailed tropicbird) is the source of this 495-nucleotide messenger RNA. Its product is annotated as cyclin-dependent kinase 8-like. Gene Ontology annotation, biological process: protein phosphorylation. Gene Ontology annotation, cellular component: mediator complex; nucleus. The annotation marks the transcript as partial. Lineage: Eukaryota; Metazoa; Chordata; Aves; Phaethontiformes; Phaethontidae. Gene Ontology annotation, molecular function: RNA polymerase II CTD heptapeptide repeat kinase activity; cyclin-dependent protein serine/threonine kinase activity; ATP binding. The record is from RefSeq and is a predicted model, not a curated record. The transcript has 4 exons.
AUGCUGGCAGCCGCAUUGGAAUGGGUGCGAGGUGCUGCUUCUAGCGGCACGCACAAAUAUAUAAGAAGUCGCACUGCUUUCCGAACUCUGUGUUUAUCCUCAUCUGCAGAUAAACUAGUAUCAACUGUUCUUUAUUCUCUUCACCUCUUUCUGGAAAGUCUUCGCAGGAAAGAUGAUAAAGAUUAUGCUUUAAAGCAAAUAGAAGGUACUGGAAUUUCUAUGUCUGCAUGCAGAGAAAUAGCAUUGCUGCGGGAGCUCAAGCAUCCAAAUGUCAUUUCUCUGCAAAAGGUGUUUCUUUCUCAUGCUGACAGGAAAGUGUGGCUUCUCUUUGACUACGCUGAGCAUGAUCUCUGGCAUAUAAUCAAGUUUCACAGGGCUUCUAAAGCAAACAAGAAACCAGUUCAGUUACCUCGGGGAAUGGUGAAGUCACUGUUAUAUCAGAUCCUAGAUGGUAUUCACUACCUGCAUGCUAACUGGGUGUUACACAGGGAUUUG